AGCGACGCGCACGAAUUCUCUUCCAAUUGUUUCCGAAUCAAACAGUGCCCCCGCAGUUCCUUCCGAGCGAAGGAACGAAACACUUUUUUUCAUCGUACGAAAGAUUCUCUCCCCACAUUCCCUCUCUCCGUCUCUCUCACACAUCAGAACAGCAGAAAAAUCGGUGCAUGAAGCAGUGGGGAGCAGAAGGAGGAGGUGGAAAGUCGUUAUUUCUCUCCGGUGAGAAAGAGGAGCCCAGAGAUUUCUCCGGUGAGAAAGUGAAGCCCACAUAGAGACAGAGAAAUGGCGGGUGGUAGCCAAGGAUCGUUGCUUUUCCACUGCCGCUUCUUCUUACUCACGAUACUCGUCUCCUCUGCUCGUCCUUUGUCUCCUCUUCAACUGAUGCAGGUUGAAGCCGAUACCACGUCCUCUGGGGAGAAGGCGACUGCCCGAUCUCCUUUCUCCAUUGCUCUCGAGAACCUUCAGAAGCAAAUCGGAUAUGAGUUCAAGGACGUGGGGAUCCUUCGCCGGGCGAUGACCCAUCCUUCCUUCUCCGAGGAGAACCAUAGGGCCCUCGGCGUCGCCGGUGUCUACCUCAUCCAAUCAGCUGUCGCCGUCCGCUACCUCUCGAAUGACCCGGAGAUCAGCGGCUCAGACCUCAGCUCCAAGGUCGUGAAGAUGUCCGACGGCUCCGCCUGCGCCAGGGAUGCUCUCGCCUUGGGUUUGGAGAAGGUGGUCCGAGUUGCUCCCAAGACCAACGCCACCUCCGCCGUCUGCGGUGCUUACCGGGCACUCUACGGCGCCAUCGCCCUCGACUCGGGCACCGUCGACUCGGCCGUCUCGGUCUUCUGGAACAACCAUGGUGGCUUUGUCUCUGCCAUCUAGUCUCUCUCACCUUGUACCUACUCAACCUUCAGCUUCUGAAAGCAUUCUCGAUGUCGUUGCAUGAAUGCCUGGUGUGUAUCUCCCUGUGUCUCUCUGUUAGGGGCUUCUGACGCCUUUCUAUGUGAUCUUAGAUGAAUGCUGUUAAACUGUUACUUUUAUCUGAUCAUAGUGACAUAUUAUAAUAUUAGUUUCAGCUAAACAGAA
Messenger RNA from Nymphaea colorata (pocket water lily), 1068 nucleotides. Its product is annotated as protein NUCLEAR FUSION DEFECTIVE 2. Gene Ontology annotation, biological process: RNA processing. The record is from RefSeq and is a predicted model, not a curated record. Lineage: Eukaryota; Viridiplantae; Streptophyta; Magnoliopsida; Nymphaeales; Nymphaeaceae. The transcript is spliced from 3 exons. Gene Ontology annotation, molecular function: ribonuclease III activity. Bases 283 to 864 code for a protein of 193 amino acids.